Messenger RNA from [Candida] anglica, 3521 nucleotides. The record is from the annotation of a GenBank genome assembly. NCBI's taxonomy places the organism in Eukaryota, Fungi, Ascomycota, Pichiomycetes, Serinales, Debaryomycetaceae.
AGGGAAAACCCCAAGAUUGUAAAAUGUACAUCAAUCAUUGGAAAAUGUAUUCAUAUUACACUUCUACACUUCUAUACUUCUACGACGCGUAAAUACCAAAUCUCUAUUGUUAUUGUUUAUACUCUCGUUUAAACUGCUUGAGUAUUUUUAACUUAUGUCAGCUACCCCCCCACGCCUCUUUCCCAUCUGUAGUUCCCCCUAUUGACAGGGUCUGCAUAUACCGGGCUCAUGCACUGCCACUGGGUGCAGGACGUGUAUGGGUUUACACGAGUUAGUGAAUUUUGGUAGUGAACGCUAAAUCUAGUAUGAUAGUUUAAGAAAACAUUUUAAUAAAUUUCUAUUAAUUAUACAAGUUUAAAUUAUCUCUCCCAAGGUUUCCCAUAUAUAAAAUCUUCAGGAGUAUUCAACCAACCGAUUUUCAAGUGGGGAAAAGUAUCAAUUUGUGUUUGAAAAAGCGAUUGAAAAAAUGUUCAAGGGAUUUAGAAAGAAGGCUCUGUUACUUCUGUUGACCAGUACGACGUCCAAUGAAUCCACCGGUUCCUCGGGCACCGGGGGUGCCACGACACAGGCCAAGUCGCCCUUUGAGAAGGUGAUCAAGCAAGUGAGAGACUUUGAAAUUGCACUUCAAGCCAUGGAUUUCCUUUUGGAUGAUCGUUCAGAAGAUGGAAUCAAAUUGUUACAAAAGGAAUCAAAACUUUCCUCACGAUUGGAACAACCUCAUGCGAUCUUACCGCUUGCACAGGGGGUGAUGGAGUUCAUCGAGGCCACCUUGGGGUUUGAACUGGAUGUCAUGACCAAGGCCCAUCAUACGUUGGAUUCCGCUGAGCUGGCAUCUUUAAACAAUGGUAAAUAUAAUGUGAAACACAAGUUGAACACCUCCCACAUAUACCCUCCAGGAACCGAGUUCCAGGUGACGUACGCUGAGCUGACGUUGUUGAACGCGUUGGUGAUGCUUCUCCGUGAAAACAAUGGGAUGGUGGAAAGUGCCAAGGCUUUGUACAAGUUGAGGAGAGCAUACCAUGCCUUGGAUGGCAUAUACAAAAAGAUCAAGGAACUGGAGCCUGCGUUUAAGAAAAACUUGGCCAAAUUGGCCAAACAGAGCGCUGCUGCGGGCAAUAAUGGUAGCUCCGGGUUUUCCGCCAGUGUCAGCACCGUUGACCUCCCUGGUUACGACACCUCGUCGCUUUCAUCCACUACUUCUCUUCCAGAAGAUGUCAAGUUAAUGAAGGAUUUGGAAACGGUUUAUCAAAUGAGAAGAGCUAGAAUUGAAGGAACUCUUCUUCCAAAGUCCGUGGAUGCAGAGAAAAUCAAUUUGUUUGAAGGGAGCCUGGCCAACGGUGGUACUCCAACUCCAGACGUUUCUAGAAAGACCAGUAUGUCAAUGUUGAGGGGUGGUAGAGAUCAAACACCUCCGGUAAAUACAACCUUUUUAAGAGAUCCUGCCACAGCAACUGCCACCUCUUCCACCACCGUUCUAGACGUUCCACCACCAUCACUUACCGUUGAAUCCGAUGCUUCUGACGACGAAUUUUGUGAUGCUGAGGACUCAUUCGACACUUUAGAUGGUCCCAACAACAAAGAAGACCCGAAAUUCUUCUUUGAUAAACUGCUGGUGCUGGGGUUGAGUCCAGGCACUGCGAACUUGGAAAUCUCCCCCACCGUCUCGUACACUUCUUCAGACAACUCUUCGUCGUCACCAACACAUCUCCAUGUGUCCACCAUUGACGAGUUCAUCCAUUCAGGGGUGCAACUUUGCUUUGGGAUUCUUCAAGUUGUCCUUUCCUUGAUUCCUCCAACCAUCGGGAAGGUGUUAUCUAUUGUCGGGUUCAGAGGUGAUAGAGAAACAGGAUUGAAGAUGCUCUGGAGAACCGCCAUCACCAGUAGAAACAUUCAUGGAGAAUUGGCUUUACUUUGUCUUUUGGUGUUUUAUGAUGGACCGGUCCAGUUUGUCGAUGUUGGGUACCAACUCCCGGGCCACGAGGACCACCACGUGACCGACGUCAUCAAUAUUGACAAUAGAACCAGUAUUUCGGAACUGGAACUUGACAAGGUUCUCAAGAACCCAUCUCUUUAUACCCCACAAUUGACCACUAGAGCACGUAGACAUUUUCCACAUAACGCGCUUUGGUUGCUUCAAGAGUGUCGUAUUUUGGCAUCCAACGGUAACUUGGCCGAGGCUGCUGAAAGAAUGCAAGCAUUCACUGACGAUCCGGAAUGUAACAUUCAAAUGCAACAGAUUGAAGCCCUCUUGGUGUUUGAUAGGGCCAUGUUUUACUGCUUCAAGCAUGAUUUGGAUGAGGCUGCACGGGAUUUAAUCAGUUUGAUCGAUAUCAACUCUUGGUCGAAGGGGUUAUAUUUGUUUAUGGCUGGUUGUUGUUAUUUGAGUAAGAUGAGACAGCUCAAAAUGAGUAGAGGAUCUGAGGAAGAAAUUUCGAAAUACUCACAAUUGGCCGAAAAAUACAUGAGAAAAUUGGCCCCAUCAUACGUUCCUGGUCAUGCCACCAACACCAAUGUGAAAAAGGGAGGAAUUGGUGGUUCCAACAAGCAAAUGCCAUUCGAUAAGUUUUUGUUGCGUAAAUUGGAUCACAUCGAGGCACGUCAACGUUCCACAGGACUCCCAUUUGUUGACUGUGUCGGGACUUCUCCAAUGCAUGAAUUGAUUUACUUUUGGAAUGGUUAUAAUAGAAUGACUGAAAGAGAGUUGGCACUUACCAUGCAACACCUUUCAUAUUCUGCCACUGCAGGAUCUGACCUUUCACCAGAAGGUCCAAGUCAUGCCAAGAUUGCAGAAACUCCAGAUGAGGCAAUGAUUAGAUAUUUCCUUCAAUCCAUUGCCUUACGGUCACAGGGAGAAGUGGAACGAGGUAUGAAAAUCUUGGACACUCAUGUGAUUUCGAAAUAUGUUGAAUCAGAUACCCCGUUCAAAUUCACCAGAAUGUCAUAUAGUCCAUAUCUUUAUCCAACCGCGCUCUAUGAACGUUCCAUGUUUAUAUGGAUGCUGAGUGUUCAAAACAAGGAUUUCAAGGCAAAGGCCACGAUCAACGAGUGUAAGAGCUGGUUGAAGAAGGCUGAAACAGUGGCAGACAUUGGUGAUUAUGAACUUAGUAAUAGAACUGGAAUGAGAAUCAAAGCCGCUGCAGACAGACUUGAUCAUUUAUAUCAACAAUAAACCAAAUUUGACUAAUCUAAGAAAUGGUUGCGAGCUUCACCUCGGGCAUUCUGUGAUCCACUAACCGUGGUGUCCCUGUUCCUUUAGCGAGGAAAGUCUUACUGCACUGAGUCUCCUCGUAGAGGAGCUAAGCUCCACGCAGUGGCUCUCCCCGAGUAGGGGCCAAGCGGAGCGUCCCGCAGGGGGAGCCUGCUACCAACCCUACGGGGUAUGCAAGCCGCUCCGCUGGCACUCCGUGGGCCACUAGCCGUGGGGGCCUUGUUCCUCUAGCGAGGAAGGUGUCUCUUGAUUUCUCCCUUUUUGUAUCUAGUCUUGGAAAUAGAAGAUAUAAUCAAUGAUAUAACAUUAAUUU